AUGAGUGAAUUUGAUGCCAAUAAACAGAAGAAAGGAUUACGUAGAACAUAUGGAAAAAGAAGACUUCCUUAUGAUAUUUUUGGAAAUUUUAAAAUGUGGAAUGAUAUAGAAAAUUCACCAAAUUUAAAAAAUAAAGACAAUAAAUCUACAGAUGUUUCAGAAGAAAAUAAAGGUUCAUUAUCGUCGUUUUCUGGUUCAAAACUUUCUCCAAAUUGUAUUGGUUCUAUAGUGAAAAAAGCAUCUUUUUUAUACAAAAUAUCAGUCAAACAGGACCAAGAAAAUUCACCAUUAAAUAAAUUAAAAAAACCACUUCAGAAUCAAGAAAACAUUAUGUUGCAUACUUUUGUCUCUACAGAUAAAAAAAAUCAUUUAGAAAGUAUAGAAUCUACGAAUACAAAUCCAUUAAAAAAUACUUUUUUAAAUAAAACAGAAUGUCUUUUGAAAAGUCAAACAAAAAAAAAGCCAUCAAUAAUGGAAUCACUACUCUCUUUUGCAUCUCAGUCUGAAAUAUUCAACUUUUCAGAUUAUAUUUCUUCAUUGUUAUCUACAUAUACUAUAUCUAAGCUCGGAGAAGCUUCUUUUAGUGAAGUUUAUCUUAUAAAAAAUAAAAACGAUGAAGUUGUCCUCAAGAUUGUUCCUUUUGGUAAAGAAGGUCAAGAAGAUCCUCAAGAUGUUUUACAUGAAGUAAGAGUUACUCUAAAAAUGUCAUCAAUAAAUGGUUUUGUAAAAUCAAAAGGGUUUGCUAUUGUUAAAGGAGUUUAUCCAGAACAUCUUAUUUGUUUAUGGGAUAAAUAUAAAAAGGAUUUUAAAUCAGAAAAUCCUCGUCCUGAUUUCUACCGUGAAGAUCAGCAUUUUUGCAUCUUGCUGCUUGAAAAAGGAGGAAAAGAUUUAGAACAUGUUAAUAUUAAAUCAUGGAAACAAGUUAAUAGAAUAUUCUGGCAUAUAGUAAAAGUUCUAUCUGAAGGAGAAAAGAAAUAUGAAUUUGAACAUCGAGAUCUCCAUUGGGGGAAUAUAUUAGUUAAUGAAAUUUUCGAUUCAUCAGAAGAUUUAUUGUCCGAACUUAGUUUGUAUAAUACUCAUUUUCAACAACCAUGUAUUAUUAUUAUUGAUUAUACACUUUCUAGAUUAAGAUGUAAUGAUCAUAUAGGAAAAUUAGCUUGGAAUAAUCUUGAAGAUCAAGAAAUUUUUCAAGGCCAUGGUGAUUACCAGUAUGAUAUAUAUAGAAUGAUGAAAGAUUAUGUUUUUUCUCUUAACAAAUCAUGGUCAGAAUUUAUUCCACGUACAAAUGUGUUUUGGUUGCAUUAUUUAAUAGAUAAGCUUAUUCAUUGCAAGGGUCUUGUGCGUCCUCCAACAAGACUUUCAAAAAGAACAAAUUCCAUAAAUCAUGCGGAUGUUGAAAUAGAAAGAAUGUUUUAUGAAAGAGUUGAAUCUAUAUGGAAAACAAUUAAUCCUAAAAAAAAGCAGUUUAAUGGAAAAAACCUACUAGAAUUUAAUUCUGCAGAAGAUGUACUAUCAUGGGGAAUAAAAGAGGGAUUAACUUAA
Pneumocystis jirovecii RU7 is the source of this 1542-nucleotide messenger RNA. RefSeq lists its product as uncharacterized. Gene Ontology annotation, molecular function: ATP binding; histone H3T3 kinase activity. Gene Ontology annotation, biological process: mitotic cell cycle; intracellular signal transduction; protein phosphorylation. The transcript is spliced from 4 exons. Lineage: Eukaryota; Fungi; Ascomycota; Pneumocystomycetes; Pneumocystales; Pneumocystaceae. Gene Ontology annotation, cellular component: cytoplasm; nucleus. Bases 1 to 1542 code for a protein of 513 amino acids. The record is from RefSeq and is a predicted model, not a curated record.